This is a messenger RNA of Ricinus communis (castor bean), 5891 nucleotides long. RefSeq names its product nuclear pore complex protein NUP214. Gene Ontology annotation, biological process: RNA export from nucleus. NCBI's taxonomy places the organism in Eukaryota, Viridiplantae, Streptophyta, Magnoliopsida, Malpighiales, Euphorbiaceae. Bases 242 to 5713 code for a protein of 1823 amino acids. Gene Ontology annotation, molecular function: protein binding; structural constituent of nuclear pore. The record is from RefSeq and is a predicted model, not a curated record. The transcript has 18 exons.
CUCUUACCAGACCGGCUCAAGUACGGACCCGGGUUUUAAAACAUACUCCAGGAAGUGAGUGGUAAGUGGCGUCGUCUUGGGUGCCAAUUUUUUCAAAAGCAUCGUCACAGGCACAGGUGAUUGUAGAGGGCUCUACUCUAGGGCUACUGUAACUCUUCCCGCCUAACGACACAUUGAUAUUGCUUCGGAUUCUAGGGCUUUAUUCCAGAAUUGUUAGUUUGAAAGGAAAGGAAAGAAAAAGAUGGGAGCAGAAGAUGAAGAAAGCUUAAUACAAGCAAGAAAGAUAGAAAUAGAACAAGAUGUUGAAGGUGACCGUGUGGAUUCCGGAGAUUACUUCUUCAAUAGGAUCGGGAAACCCAUUCCCAUCCUCAACGACCAGUCAGAGUCUCCUCUUUUCGAUUUACAGUCCCCUCCCUCUUCUCCUCUGGCCGUCUCCCCGCAACACGGCCUCAUCUUUCUUGUUCAUUCUUCAGGAUUUUAUGUUGCCAGAACCAAGGAUGUUAUGGAUGCAGCUGAGGAGAUUAAGGGAACUUCUCCUUGUAUACAAGAUUUGAGUAUUGCUGAUGUUCCCAUUGGCAAACCUCACAUUCUUUCCCUCUCUUUUGAUUCUUCUACUCUUGUCGUUACCGUUGCUGCUCAUCUUCAUUUCUUUCUCGUUGAUUCUCUUCUCAAUAAGGAAGUAAAGCCAUUUUUCUCUUGUUCAUUGAGCGAACCAACUUCUUUUGUUAAGGAUUUCAAAUGGAGAAGGAGAUCAGAUUCUUCUUACCUUCUUCUUUCUAACCAUGGUAACCUAUAUCAUGCUGCUGUUCUUGAUUCUCCUCUUAAACUUGUAAUGGACGACGUAGAUGCUGUUGAAUGGAGUUUAAAAGGAACAUAUUUAGCUGUGGCUAAAGCGCAUAUUCUCCAUAUUUUGUCUUCUAAUUUCAAGGAAAGAUUGCGUCUUUCCUUGCCCUUCAAGUCUUGGAUUGCUGAUUCUGAUGACAGCUGCAGUGUUAAAGUGGAUUCUAUCAGGUGGGUGCGUCCUGAUAGCAUUGUUGUUGGAUGCUUUCAACAAACUGCAGAUGGAAAGGAAGAAAAUUACCUUGUUCAAGUUAUCAGGAGCAAAGAUGGCAAAAUUACUGAUACUUCUUCAGAGCCAUAUGUGCUAUCCUACUAUGACUUAUUUUCUGGUCUAAUUGAUGACAUUCUGCCCUAUGGAAAUGGACCUUACUUACUUUUGAGCUAUUUACAUGAAUGUGGGCUUGCGAUUACAGCAAACAGGAAGAAUACAGAUCAGCAUGUUCUGUUACUUUGUUGGUCGGUAGAGGAUGGCAUGAGUGAAACUGCAAUUGUUGAUAUUGAUCGAGAUACUUGGAUCCCGAGGAUUGAGCUUCAAGGUAAUGGCGAUGAUAAUUUGAUCAUGGGGUUUUCUGUUGAUAAUGUUUCCAUCUAUGCAAAAGUUGAGGUUGAAGUUGGUCUUGAACAGAGAGAACUUUCACCAUUUUGUGUUCUUUUCUGUGUUACUCUUGAGGGGAAGCUUGUUAUGUUUUAUGUAGCAAGUGCUGCAGGAACUACCUUACCACCUGAUGCUGACUCAGCCCUUGAUGAUGAAGAAGAGGAUUCUUUGCCGGAAUCACUUGCAGGACGUGUUCAAUCCAAUAUUCUAUCUGGACCGGAACAGGUGGCCUUGGGUCUUCAAGUGAAUGAUGUGAGCAAAAGGGAGCCAGAUGUUUCUAAAGGUAGUGAACUUUCAACAAAUAAAGACCUGCCUUCUGGUGACACCAGGAGUUCAAUGACUGCACUUAUUACAGAGCAAAAACCCCAUAAAGGUGCUACCUCUGAAGCACAGGAGAUGGAGUCUGUAUUAAACUCUAAACCUUCUGUAUUUGAUUGCCAAGACAAAGCUUCUACCACAAAGAUGUACCAAGGUGUAGAUGGCCAACAAGUACAGUUUUUCGGGCAGCAACGUGCAAACCUGGGACAGUCUAAGAAUUCACCCUCAGAGGGGCCGAAUUAUUUUGUCAAGCAUCUGACUGAAACAGACAACAAAAUAUUUAGUGAAUUCAGACCUGGUACUGCUUCUUUUCUUGAGAAAGCUCCUCCAGUCCCCAGCCAAGUAAACGGUAAGGGUUUACAAAAAAGUGCCAACCUACCUAAGGACUCACGAGUUAUAUUUGGUUCACCUGGUUUACAUGGUGCGCCAUCUCAGCCAUGGUCAAGUGAAAAGGUUAUAUGUUCAGGGGGCUCUGAUAGCAAAACUUCAGCUUUAACUUCUACUUUAAUUCAAGGGCAUAAAUCUGAUAAUACUGGUUUAAGUGUUGAUGCGGCAAAUGUUCCUCUGAACCUUGCUGGAAAACCUUUUCAUCUGAAGGGUAAUAUUGGUGAUACUCCUUCAGCCAACUUUUCUGUUAGACCAACCCACACUGUCGUCCAGAAAGCAAAGACUGGGAUGAUUGAUUUGUUGCCUUCUAUUCGUAGCUCGCAGUUGCCAUCUCAGGAAUCUCUUGCACUGGGAAGGUCUGGCAACCGUUGGCCUUACUCUUCAAAGGAUGCACACAAAGCUCCAUCUCUAUCGAAAUCUGAGCCAUAUUUAUCAAGACAAUUUGGCAAUAUUAAAGAAAUGGCCAAAGAGUUGGAUUCACUUUUGGAAUGUAUUGAAGAACCAGGGGGCUUCAAGGAUGCCUGCACUAUUUCCCAAAGAGGUUCAGUUGAAGCUUUGGAGGAGCGCAUGCAAACUCUUUCUGAAAAAUGCAUAACAUGGAAGAGCAUGAUGGAUGAACAGCUUGGAGAAGUCCAGCAUCUUCUAGAUAAAACUGUACAAGUUUUGGCAAGGAAAAUAUAUAUGGAUGGUAUUGUCAAGCAAGCCUCUGAUAGCCGUUAUUGGGAACUUUGGAAUCGCCAAAAGUUGGGGUCUGAAUUUGAGCUAAAGAGACGCCAUAUAUUGAAAUUGAAUCAGGUUCUGACCAAUCAGUUAAUUGAUUUGGAGAGGCACUUCAAUACCCUUGAACUCCAUAAGUUUGAUGAAAAUGGCGGAGUUCCUAAAGGUCGGAGGGAAUUUCAAAGUCGACAUGGGCCUUCAAGACAAAUUCAGUCCCUGCAUAGUUUAUAUAACACGACAAAUUCACAACUAGCAGCUGCAGAACACCUUUCAGAAUGUCUGUCGAAACAAAUGGCUGUACUGAGUGUAGAAUCACCUGUGAAACAAAAGAAUAUAAAGAAGGAACUGUUUGAGACAAUUGGAAUCCCUUAUGAGACCACUUUCAGCUCUCCGGAUUCAACAAAAGUUGGCGAUUCCUCCUCAUCGAUGAAACUUCUACUUUCUGGUUCUGCGUCUAACAAAUCUCAGUCCAGAAGACGUCAGUUAAGUGUUAUGAAAAGUUCUGAUUCAGAAACUGCAAGAAGAAGGAGGGACUCGCUAGAUCAGAGCUGGGCUAGUUUUGAGCCCAAAAAAACAACUGUAAAGAGGGUGCUUUUGCAAGAAACUCAGAAGACAAGUGUGAGUAAAUCAUCCUUGAUGGAUAGGCAACAACUUGACAAUUCUGUGGUGGAUAGCUCAGCAGUCAAUCACCCAAAGGACCUGACACCUCCUUCAACCCUCACGUAUCCAUCUGGAAAUAAAGGAAUUCAGUUUACAUUCCAAAAACAGGCUUUGGAUAAAAAACCAACGCCAUCUAGAUGGGCUAGCGACUCUCUGCCACCAUCUCAAUCUACGGCUCAAGCAACAGGGUUGAGGCCUCCUAUGUUGGGUAGUGGUGCUGCACUACCAUCAAUUUCACCAUACCAAGCACUGCCCAUAACGGGUCAAAUUCUUUCCAGGGAAACUGGCAUUGUUACAUCAGAUGAAUUAAGUGGUACGGGUUCUACUGGGAAGUCUGAUUCUCUGCUGACCCAUGAGAGCAAGUCAAUUCAGCAAUCUGAAACUAAUCUGCAUAAAAAAUCAUCAGUGUCAAUGGAAUUACCUGCACAGGCACCAACUUUGAUGAAAUCAAAUGAGAUGCUUAAUUGCAAUGCAAAGGGGGCUGGACUUGCAAAUUCAAGGAUGGCAACUAUGAGUCAUGUACCAACAAAUACAAAAGUUCCGCAGUUCAGUGUUGCAGCUAGCAGAAGCCAGCCUAGUGAAAAAGCAUCAUCUUCUCAGGCAUUCUCAAUGCCUCUUUCAUUUUCUUCAUCUCCAGUGAUCAAUUCAUCAUUUGGCAUAUCUUUGAUCAAUUCUAAAGACAAAGUUGAUGCUACUCAAACAGUUCUUAUGACACCCUUUUCAUCAGUUUCUUCUCCAGUUUUUCCUUCUGGUUCCUUCUCUCUUCAGGCUCCCAAGUCACCGCUUCCCAUGCAUACUCCACCUGCAGUUUCAGAGUCUCGUAAGACAGAGCUUCAAUCUGCUACUGACAAAAUGCCACCUCCUGUGAAUCCAGCCCUGCGAUCAAUAUCGGAGUCGGUUAAAACAGAGGCUCAAAUUCCUACAGUCAAUACUUCACUUCCUAAUAGCCCAACUCCUUCACCUUCAGUGUCAAUCUCUCAUAAACCAGGGCUUCAAUCCCCUACCGGCAAGACUUCACCUUCCACUGGUCCUACUUCUCCUUUGACAUCAGAACCUUCUAAAUCUCAGCUGCAACCUUUGUCAGACAAAUUUAACUCAGGUACUACUACAACAGCUCCAAAGACACAGCCCGAACCUCCUGCAUUUAGUUUGAAGCUUGAAACUCCAGUAUCAUCUGUCCCUGCAUCUGAAAUAUCAACUGGGCUGGGGUCUGGAAGUCAGUCCAGUCUGAACAGCAUGGCAAGUCCUGCAUCUGGAAUACAACUGAAUGUGCAGCCUACUUUUGGGGCACCACUAGCUUCUGAUAGUAUGGCAAGUGGAAAGAAUGCAAACAUGGAUCUCGCAGUGACAGAAGAGGAUGAAAUGGAGGAGGAGGCUCCUGAGGCAAGCCGCACAAACGAAAUUAGUUUGGGUAGUUUUGGUCUUGGAUCAACCCCUGCCUCAACUGCUCCUAGAGCAAAUCCAUUUGGUAAUAUAGUAACAAAUCAAGCAAGCUCUUCGUUCACGAUGACUGUACCUAGUGGAGAACUCUUUAAGCCUGCAUCAUUUAGCUUUCAAUCUCCAUUGCCUUUACAACCGUCUCCUCCAUCAAAUAUGGGUACAUUCUCUGGUGGUUAUGCUGCUAAUGCAGUUGCUCAAGCCCCUGCACCUAAUGCAUUUGCCCAGCCUGCGCAGAUGGGAGCAGGACAACAAGCACUAGGAUCAGUUCUUGGUUCUUUUGGACAGUCGAGACAGUUUGGCGCUGGUCUAACUGGUGGCUUUGCUAGUGCCAGUUCAAUGGGUGGCUUUUCAAGUGCUGCCACUGGUGGUGGGUUUGCUGCUGCCGCUACUGGCGGUGGCUUCGCUAGUUUGGUCUCCGGGGGAUUUGGUGGAUUUGCUGGUGUAGCUUCAGGUGGCGGGGGAUUUGGUGGUGUGGCUUCAGGUGGCGGGGGAUUUGGUGGUGUGGCUUCAGGUGGCGGAGGAUUUGGUGGUGUGGCUUCAGGUGGUGGAGGGUUUGCAGGAGGUGCUGGUGGUGGAUUUGCUGCAGCAGGUGGUGGAUUUGGGGCUUUCAACAGCCAGCAGGGAGCUGGUGGUUUCUCAGCAUUCAGUGGUAACACAGGCAGCAACCAACAAGGAAGUGGUGGCUUCUCAGCUUUCAGUGGCAGUACAGGAGGAACUGGGAAACCUCCGGAACUCUUCACACAAAUGAGAAAAUAGGCUUCAUGGCAAAAUCCUUCAGAUGCCACUAAUUUGCGCACGAUUGUAUAUGAGAAUAUUGAACGUAUUGUACGUUUAUAAGCCUUUUGCAAGUAUUAUUACUAUAAUCCUUGGAAGGUAUUGUAUCUUUAGAUUUUUUAAAGUCAUUCGAUUAAAAGGAAAAUAAUUGCCAUAAUAA